UUUUAAACUUAUAGUCAGGAUACCACCCGGUCGUAGAAUUUGUUCACUUUUACUUCUCUUAUGUUUACAAAUAAAAGUUUUUCUCGUUGGUUUUUCUCUCAAAUUAAAAUAACUACACCUCUUCAAAGUUAAAUCUAAAUAUUUGUAUGUUCUCCUAAAAAAAUGAAUUUACCGUUUAUUAGAAUAAAUCCUUUAGGUGCUUUUGUAUUAUGUGCUUUAAUAGUUUUUUUAGUUUAUUUAUAUACCGGUUCCGUUGAUAAAACUUCAGACUUAUCUGUUGUAAGUUUAAAACAUAUGCUGUCUAUCAGUGUAACUGCUGCGGAAUUAGGUGGACUAAAAGUUAAAGAAAUUCGUAGAAGUGAAGAUAUUAAGCAGAAGAGUAAAGGAAAAACUAAAGAAGGAGCUAAUGAUCCUGUUACAUAUGGAGAUCUGCUAUCACACAAAGCAAUGCUCUACACACUCAAAAAUUCUUUUCCCAGUGUGGAGAUUGUAUCUGAAGAGCAUGAUGAUAGUGACAUUAAAUUUCUUGAUAUAAAUCAUCCACCUCCACCUUGGACACCUGUUGAUAAAUUUUUAACCGAUAUUGUGGUGCCAGCGAAAGAUAUUUUAGUAUGGAUUGAUCCAUUAGAUGCCACUCAAGAAUAUACAGAAAACCUCUUGCAGUAUGUUACUACUAUGGUUUGUAUUGCAAUAAAAGGAAAACCCAUAAUUGGUGUCAUUCAUAAACCAUUUGAAAAUAGCACAGUACAGGGAAAGAGUGAUAAUAUUGUAUCUGAAGAGCAUGAUGAUAGUGACAUUAAAUUUCUUGAUAUAAAUCAUCCACCUCCACCUUGGACACCUGUUGAUAAAUUUUUAACCGAUAUUGUGGUGCCAGCGAAAGAUAUUUUAGUAUGGAUUGAUCCAUUAGAUGCCACUCAAGAAUAUACAGAAAACCUCUUGCAGUAUGUUACUACUAUGGUUUGUAUUGCAAUAAAAGGAAAACCCAUAAUUGGUGUCAUUCAUAAACCAUUUGAAAAUAGCACAGUUUGGGGAUGGGUAGGAAAAGGUAUAUCAGAUCCAAAUUAUGCUUCAGGUGGAAAGCGAGAUCAAAAGAACUCUCCUAGAAUAAUUGUGUCUCGCUCACACGCAGGAGAAGUUGAGAAAGUUGCUAAGACUGCUUUUGGUCCUGACACAGAAAUUAUACCUGCUGGAGGAGCAGGUUACAAAUCAUUACAAGUUAUCGAAGGAAACGCUGAUGCUUAUAUUCAUACGACUUUAAUCAAAAAAUGGGAUAUUUGUCCUGGACAUGCUUUACUGAAUGCUGUUGGCGGGAAAAUGACACAGUUAGAUGGCUCAGAAAUAGAAUAUGGCGAUUCCAGUCUUCUUAAAAAUGAAAAGGGUUUGAUUGCUACUCUGUAUGAUCAUGAGAAAUUCGUCAAAAAACUCUCGAAGCUUGUAUCCUUCUCCAACGGUAAUUUGCAGUUUAAUUUGAAGCUUAGUGAACUUUAAAAAAAGUUUUAAAUAAGGUAAUAAUGUAAAAAAAUUUUAUUCAUGAAAAGUUUACUCUUGUUGAUUUAAAGUGUACAAGAGUGGUACACUUGUUAAAAACUACAUUAAUUUGUUUCUAUGAUUGUAAAUUUGUUACCCAGGAUUUGAAGCUUAUAGCAGCAUUUUGUGCUUUAAAAUGAAGAUAGUAUGCAUUAUCAUGCCAUACUAUUUAAAGUAAAUUAACCAAGAUUUAAAUAUUUUAAUAAAAUAUUUAUUCACCAUACUAACAUUUUCAUAAUUAAUAAAACCUUUUCAUUAUAAAUGCUUACUACAACUUCAAUGCUUUUUUUUUUUUUUUUAAGCAAAAGCUCAAUGUUUCAAAGGUUAAAUCAAGGGUAAAAAAAUGUUCUUGAAAGCAAUAAUGUUCUUUAUACUUUAAAAGUGUAAUUUUCUUUGUACAUAAAGUGUAAAUAUUAUGGUUCUUCAUACAUUAAUGUUUAUGGUUUAUAAAUAUUUAUAAAGUUUAAAAGUAAAUCAUCUCAGUGUGUAUCCAAAAAUCUAUAAUACAGAUGCUCAAAA
Molecule: messenger RNA, 2046 nt
Organism: Parasteatoda tepidariorum (common house spider)
Lineage: Eukaryota; Metazoa; Arthropoda; Arachnida; Araneae; Theridiidae
Source: RefSeq, a predicted model, not a curated record